This is a messenger RNA of Cucurbita moschata (crookneck pumpkin), 2791 nucleotides long. RefSeq names its product polyadenylate-binding protein-interacting protein 3-like. Gene Ontology annotation, molecular function: RNA binding. The record is from RefSeq and is a predicted model, not a curated record. Gene Ontology annotation, cellular component: cytoplasmic stress granule. The coding region runs from base 462 to 2366 and encodes 634 amino acids. NCBI's taxonomy places the organism in Eukaryota, Viridiplantae, Streptophyta, Magnoliopsida, Cucurbitales, Cucurbitaceae. The transcript has 16 exons. Gene Ontology annotation, biological process: cytoplasmic stress granule assembly.
GCCAAAGAAUCCUUAAAUGCCAGCGCAGUCUACCCUUUUGCGCCCUUUCUCACACCCGAAGAUCUUUUUUCUUCCAUAGCUUGGAGCCCGCAACUCUCUCCUUCUCUCUCUCCCUGCGGCCUCUUUCUCGUCACCAUCCUUGAUCUCUCUAUCUUUCUGCGUUCGUAGCACCACAAACAAACCCUAAUUUUUACCCCAAGGAAGCAAGCAGCGUCCCUUCCUCGUCAGCACACUUCCAUAAACCCUAACUGAAUACACCGUCCCGGUUUUCAUCCGCGGCUCCCUUUUUUUUGCAGCUAAUUUAAUUGUUUCCUCGCGUCUAUUCAGUAGUACUAUUUUUCACGAUCCUGCUGCUAGACGUCGUUUAUUUUGCUCUGUCUUCGAAAUUGGUGUUUCGAAGUCGGAGAGAUAUUGCAUGCGUGGACAGUAUACCGUAAGUUCGGUUCUGGAUUGCUACUGAUAUGAAUCUACAACAAUCCAUACAUUCCAAGCUUUCUGCUAAUGGUUUUGGACGUCGUAGAGGUGAUAGGGAUGUAGCAGCUAAGUUUGUGAAUAAAUUUCAGCCAGGAAAGUCGAAUCCCAGCCGAUUAACUAAUGCAAGAGCACUGGCUGGCAGCAAAGACGAAAGUUUUGGGACUUCCUCUGGUGAUAGAUUAGUGUAUUUAACAACAUGUUUUGUUGGGCAACAUGUAGACGUUCAGGUUAAAAAUGGAUCUAUGUACAGUGGAAUAUUCCAUUCAACCAAUGCUGAAAAAGAUUUUGGAAUUAUAUUAAAAAUGGCACACUUGACAAAGGAUACUUCUUCUCGGGGGCAGAAACCCAUUGGAGACUCUUUGAUUCAGGCACCUUCCAGGACUUUGGUAAUACCAGCUAAAGAACUGGUGCAAGUUAUAGCCAAGGACGUGACUGUUACAAAGGAUGGACUGUCAAAUGAAGUUCAUAAUGAAAAUCAGGAACUUUUGAUAGACUCUUUUAUUUCACAUUCUUGUCACGUUGAAGCAGAAAGAGAAUUGAAACCAUGGAUACCUGAUGAUGACAGUCCUCAAUUUCCUGAACUGGAUAGCAUCUUUGAUUGUCCAUGGAAUAGAAGUUGGGAUCAGUUUGAAGCUAAUGAAAAACUUUUUGGAGUCAAAAGCACUUUUGAUGAAGAACUUUAUACCACAAGGCUUGAGAGGGGCCCUCAAACAAGAGAGUUGGAAAAGGAAGCUUCAAGGAUAGCUAGAGAAAUAGAGGGUGAGGACACUGAAGAUCUUCAUUUAGCAGAGGAAAGAGGCAUUGACCUCCACGAUAAGUUUGAUAUUGAUGAGGAAACUAGAUUCUCUUCUGUUGUUCGUGGGAAGGUGGCUGAUGAUAGUGGAUAUGAUGAAAAUGAAGAAAUAUCAUUCAAUUCACGUAAUAUGGAAACCUUUGGGGGGUCUUCUGGCUCUGACAUUAUGUUUGCAGGCACAUUCUCUGGAAAAUGCAGUGAUGUAGCUUCUGUCUCAAGCUCUUCAUCAUUGAAUCAAGCACAACCCUUUCAGACAAAUAUUGGUGUAGAUCUAUCCAGAUCUACUCCCAUUAAUCAUGCCAGACAGCUGGCAUCUGAAACAUCGUGCAAAAGUUGGCCUACUUUGGAAAUUGAAAGCAGGAUCCAAGACAAACAGCAUGGGGAGAAUGAUGCAGAGGAGUCUGUGGAAAAGGACAGGCAGGCAGCUAAUGACUCUCAAUUUGCAAAAUGUGACGAUUUGCAGCCAUUAAAGAAAGAUGGACCUGAUGAAGGGACAUUGUCUGAUGUUGCCUUGCGUGCUCCAUCUUGUGCUUCAUCAAAGCAUAAUGAGAAGCUAAAUCCUCCUGCACUAUCUGAUGAUCCAGAAUCUGGAAAAUCUCGUGGAGAAGUUCAAGUGUUGAACCCUACUGGACGACCUGGUAGUUCCAGAUCACUGAAUUCUGAUGGUGCUGCUGGUACUUCCAGUGGUCCUGUGUUAUCUCCUAGCUCAUCAAUAGGAUCACUAUCCUCUGAAAAGUCAACCCUUAAUCCUCAUGCUAAGGAAUUCAAAUUCAAUCCUAAUGCAAAGAGUUUCACCCCAUCUCAAGCACCUGUUAGGCCACCUUCACCAGCACCUGAUGGUUCCUUCUACUACCAGAGCAACAUGCCUGCAGUACCCCAUAUGCAUGGGAUGCCUUAUGGUGUUGGUAUUGGACCUUCAUUUGCAGGUCAUCAGCCUGUUGUACUUAACCCAAUGGUUGCGCCAAUGCAGUCACCACAUGCAUAUGUACAGCCAAAUGGACCUCAAUAUGCACAACCCAUGCUUCUUGGUCACCCCAGGCCUGCCAUGUACAUGCUGGGCUACCAACCUGAAAUGCCAUACAAGGGGCGCGAGUAUUAAACAGUCCCUCGGAUGCUGCUAUGCAGUUUUACUGCUUUGUAUUGGAUUCUUCUAAGCUCUUCGGACGCAUUGCUUUGAACUGAACUGACAAGGAAAAUGAUUGGAAAUAUAGACACAAUGUUGGGAGGGGAGGGGAGGGGAAGGGGGUGUCGCUCGCCUGGUAUGGGGAGGAGUUAAUUUCUUUUAGUUGAAUGACUUUUUUCCUCAUCCCAUGAAUUUGAUUUAGUAGAUUUAAAAAAAAAUUAAAAAAAUUAAAAUAGCCACCAAUCACAUCACAUUGUUUCUGUUCUUUUAUUUAUCAAUCAACAGUUAGAUGUUUGGGGGGUUUUGUUUGUUUAUCUAUCUUCCGAGUCUACAACAUUUUGCAUUAUAUCUUCUUUGUGUUCAGCAUACAACUGAUAAUAGUUGAAAUAUCUUGAUCCUAA